CACCGGGUGCCAGCGAGUAAUCACUGAUGGGGGGGGGGGGAGAGAACUCUAUGUAAACAAUACAGAUUUCUCCCCUGUCAGCUCCAGCACACUGCUUUGUAUGGCUCUGCAUUGCAGAGCCAUACAAAGCAGGGUGCCUACGGUGGAAAGCACAGACACAGCAUAAUAGUGAAACAGCACACAGUUAACCCUUUGAUUACCCCAGAUGUUAACCCCUUUCUGCCCAGUGCCAUUAGUACAGUGUCAGUUGCUUUUUAUUUGCACUGAUCGCUGUAUUGGUGUCACUGGGGAUGUUGGUGACACCAAGUCAGUUCCUCCAAGUGUCAAAAUGUCCACCGCAGUCCCGCAGUCCCCCUAUAAGUCGCUG
This is a messenger RNA of Staurois parvus, 367 nucleotides long. NCBI's taxonomy places the organism in Eukaryota, Metazoa, Chordata, Amphibia, Anura, Ranidae. The record is from the annotation of a GenBank genome assembly.